GAGAGCGAGCUGGCCAAGGAGAGAGCCUCCAACGAAGAAAAUAUGCGCGCCAAGGUGGCACUGGAGAAGCAUGUGUCGGAGCUGGGUCUCCGGAUUGCAGAUCUUGAGGCAGCCAAUCAGACCAACGGACCACGGUCUGUUAGCCAUUUCCAACAGAAGCUGGACGAGAAGACAGCACAGCUCGACGCGGAGAUCAGGAAUAGACAGGAGGCCUUGAGGGUACAGCGUCGAUCCGAGAGAAUGGUCCGGGACCUGCAGCAUCAGCUACUGGAGAGAGACAAGCUGAAGACGCGUCAAGAUGACGAUGCAGCCAAGAUGGAGCAAAAGAUCAAAGCGCUGCGGCAACGCGUGGAAGAGCUUGUGAUGUCGGAGAACAAUCUGACGAUUGCGAAGCGCAAGGCCGAUAGGGACUCGCUGGAGAAUAAAGAGAAAGCUGUCCGGUAC
Molecule: messenger RNA, 444 nt
Organism: Gamsiella multidivaricata
Lineage: Eukaryota; Fungi; Mortierellomycota; Mortierellomycetes; Mortierellales; Mortierellaceae
Exons: 3
Source: RefSeq, a predicted model, not a curated record